AGUUGCUCAGUCCCACUGUGGCGGCAGCAGUGCGCAUGAGGACCCACAUACUUUGCAGGUCCUUUGUUGCGGAAAUCGAAGAUGACUUAACCUCGACAGACUCUCAGCUGGCCAGGGAUGGCUGAAGAGUGAGAGACGCUCCCCUAACACCCGAGGACAUUCUGCCGAUGGAAGGUGGUCAUCUGCCCAUCCAACCUGCCCAAAAGACUGUCUCCCCUCCACCCUCAACUAAGAUGGCUUCCCAUGGCCUUCUCCUGCACUGGAAUGGACUGGAUCAGAGCUGCACCCUACCAUGGUGAUCAUAUUCUCAAAAACACUGGAAAAGAAGAAGGGUGUCGAUGAUGUAAGGUCCAAAGACACUGAAUUGCUGCUGCGUAAGCGCGGCACCAUGAGCAGAGGGACUACCCUCUUCUCCUGUGGCACUGUGGAGGCAGACAGGUGGCUAGACCUGCGCAGAGGCUGUGCCGUCCAGCCAGGGACCCCCUGCCAGUCCGGCGCCAGUCUGGAGAGCCUGUGGGACGUUCUGCCCGAUGAGUGUCAGCGGAGUAGCCGGGUCUGGGGCCGUGAGGUGGGCACCGCCACCGCCAUCACCAGCCUAAUUCGAGACCUCAACCUGGGCGAUGCCAAGCUGGCAGCCACCCAGUCCAUGGCCCUCGCCACCUCCACCUCAGCCGCCACGGCGCCCCCUAGCAAGCGCCAGUGCCGCUCACUCUCACUGUCCUUCUCCGAAGCGUUUGGGAGCUGCAAGUCGUCAUGGAGACCCCAGGGGUCGCGAGUGUGGACGGCGGUGGAGAAGAGGAGGUGCCACAGCGGGGGGAGUGUACAGCGCUGCUCUGGAGGAAGUGGAAUAGGAGGUGGUGGGGGGGUUCAUUUUCCUGCCAUCCAGCGGAGCUCCAGUUUCAGCCUGCCAUCCCGCUCCAACAACCCCACAGAAGGCACCCUGGAGCUUCCCUGCUUCAACCAGCACCUGCCUCUUCACCCCCUGUUCACUGCCUCCCCUACCUCCCCCUCCUACCACCACUCUCUCAGGCCCCUCUCCUUGUCCCAUGAGCAGAUCAGCCUGCCAGACCAACCCAGAGAGGGGGCCAGCUCACCGGACUGCAACCCACAGCUUGGGAGACGUGCUGGGCAGACAGCAGGGAGGACUGGGGGGCUGUCGCGGAGCAAGUCCCAGCCCUGCGUCCUGAACGAUAAGAAGAUCGGUAUGAAGCGCAGGAGACCAGAGGAUGCUCAGGAACCACGACCCUCCCUGGACCUGGCCAAGAUGACCCAGAGAGAAUUACUAGAAAGGAGGGAAUGUUGGGAACAGGUGUCACGGCAGAUUCCCUCCUCUUCGUCUGAAGAGGAGUAAGGAUCGGACCAAGAUGCAGCGUGAAACUCCAGACUUUCCACAGCUUGAGCUGCCCUGGGUUCUCUGGUCCGGACAGCUGUCAAUCAAACAUGCCCCCACCCUCCUCCAGGAGCUUGAGCCAAUCGGAAUCUUACUUCACCUGUGCACCUGACCUAGGUGCUGACACUCAACAGGAAGUGGAUGAGGAGGAGGAUGACUCUUCCUAUGAGGAGCUGGACAGUGACUCUGCGUGUAGCCUGGACUCUAGGCCCUGGUCCCCAUGCAGGGAAGGGGGGGAGAGAAUGGGAGAGGGACACCCCCUCUGGAAGAGUGAGUGUGGGACAGAGACGGACAUCUACCAGCUGGGGGGAGAGCUGGACAUCGACCAGAUCGAGAGGAACUGAACGGAACCUGAAGCCUUUGGAUAAAGGAUUGUCGUAACCUUUAGUGAAUUUUGCAGAAAGACGGAGAAUUUAGAACUUCAUGACCACGCGAAGGAUGCCUUACGUAUGAUAGGGGGAUAUUGAGCGGAUUGAAAGGAACUUUGCGAGUUUGGACAGAGUUGUUUUUGGAACAUUACAAGGAUGUUUGCGAAUAAUGUGGGAGGCAAGGGAUGUUGUACUGUAUGUGAUGUCAAUGAAGGACAAAGCACGUGAAACUGUUGAUAGAAAGUGUUGCAUGUGAACUUUGGUAGAACUUUGAGGUCCUGCGGGACAAACAGUUGUUUUGAACUGUCUCGUUGUCUUUCUGAAUUUAAAGGCAGUUGCUUUCGCUUGGUGACAUGCAGCCUAACUCUGGAGUGGGGAUCGAGGGAUAGUCUUUAACACCUCCAAAAACUCCUCUCUCCUCUAAAAUUUAGUACCUCCUUAUACAACUGGACAGAACUAACGGCAAGGUUUUAGUACUGUAGCAUUUGCAGCAGGAGUAUGUUACAACUUCUGCUUUUCUCUACCAGACUAGGGGGACAUGAUGGCCUGAGAGAGAGGGAUGAAGUAGAGCAGGAGAGAAACUGUUAUUUUCAUAUAUACCUCCCCUUGACCCUUUUCUUCAACUAUUCUUACAGGAAGAAUGUCCCCUGCUGAAUUCCAAGUUAACCCCUAUACCAUAGGCACUCCUGUAGAUCUGAAAGAAUGAAAGUACCAGUAUUACGUUCCUUCUGAUUGGCUGUGUGGAGUUUUCACUAUAUAUGCUUACAUCUAUCCAAGACUUUCAGGUCUUCAGGAGUACCUAGGGGAUAGGGGUCAAUUUGGAAUUCAUAAAGUAUUCACACAUCCUCGCUGAAUGUAAAUAAGCUUUAAGGGGUUUGGAAAUAUCUGCCGAUUUGUUCGGUCAGAUACAAGUCCUUUUCACCUCAGAAAUCCCAGCUCGAAACAAACCUUUCUGACUUUUUAUAGAUUCUAAUAUGCAAAAUGUAUAUUUGAAUAAACACAGAAUUUUAAGUCUUCAGUUCUAAUAUCAAUGUAUAUUUUUCUAAAUGUAUGUUUUUAUUAUCUGUUUGCGAAGGAUCAGGAAUAAGAGACCCUACUUUAACAGGACAGACAUGAAAUAAAAACGCAAACUGCCGUGGU
Oncorhynchus kisutch (coho salmon) is the source of this 2898-nucleotide messenger RNA. Its product is annotated as protein FAM53B. The record is from RefSeq and is a predicted model, not a curated record. Gene Ontology annotation, cellular component: nucleus. NCBI's taxonomy places the organism in Eukaryota, Metazoa, Chordata, Actinopteri, Salmoniformes, Salmonidae. The transcript has 6 exons. Gene Ontology annotation, biological process: protein import into nucleus; positive regulation of canonical Wnt signaling pathway. The coding region runs from base 293 to 1351 and encodes 352 amino acids.